AUGCCAGCCGCAGUAGCUCCUCUUUUUACGACUCCUGACCUUGAAUUAAUAUCGUACUGUGAAGACAGGAACUUUCGAGUUGGAAGAAAGCCUGAGCCUGACAGUCGCUCGCAGAAUCUGGUCUACUAUUUUCAAGACAGAAAAUGGUGGAUCAAAGUAACAUUUGAGGGCACAAUCUACUGUCAUACCCAUGAUGCUGAGCCAAAGCAAAUCAAACCAAAGCGCGAACGACGAAGUGAAUUCCAAGACUUUGUGAGGUUGAUUGAUUUUCGAUCGAUGGCUCUUCUGGAUAACACUGUGACCGAAGUGAUCUUGAACGGAGACUCGGAAACAACCGAGCCUGUGAAGCUAUAUCGCGAACCAGAAGACACCAAUGGGUUUGCAAAACACACCAAAAAUCUGCAAUUCCAUAUUCGAGAGGACCCAUCAAGAGUGGUUUAUCCGCCAUGCCUCCAAUUUCCGUCUUUUCGAGCCAUCAAUGUCGCCGAAUUGGAGGAAGAGGAUGAAAUCUCCGCCGCAGUGUCACGGGUUUUACACAAGCGCGACGGAAAAUCAUAUAUUCUCAAGGUAGUCAAUCGGCCCCUUUACCUACCACGCGAUUCAGAUGUGAUACAACAAGAACUUGAAAAUCUCGAACAAUUCAAAGGCGUGCCAGGGAUCGUUCAGCCAGCUGGUAUUGCGGUGUUCGCCAACCCAUACGCGACUUGUCAGAAUUGUGUCCAACAAAUGGUUGUUAACGGGAUUCUGAUGGAGUACUAUAGCGGUGGCUCCUUACAACGUGUUCUUAAUGAAGAGCGUGUUAGGGAAUUCCACUGGGAGCGAUGGGCUGUCCAGAUUGGCAAUGCUUUGGAUGUUUUCCACCGCGCAAAGAAAACCCAUAUGGAUAUAAAGCCUUCGAAUAUUGUUCUCGACAAUGAUGGCAAUGCGAUCCUUAUUGAUAUAAGCGGCAUAGGUGGAGUAACGUACCAGUGGCGUGCUCCAGAGAUACGGCAUGAAAUAUCACCCUUGGAUCUUCCAUUCCAUACACGUCGAAUGAAUGAUGUUUGGGCCUAUGGAAAGCUUUUGACAGAGAUUGCGUCGAACGCUGGGAACAGCUCUUUUGCGGGAACCCUCAGGUUGGUUGCGGAUCAUCUUACUGAAGAGAAUGUCCACAACAGGUGGACUUCAUCCGAGGCAAUCUCUCGGUUGAAGAUUUGUCAGUAUAUCGAUUGA
Molecule: messenger RNA, 1212 nt
Organism: Penicillium bovifimosum
Lineage: Eukaryota; Fungi; Ascomycota; Eurotiomycetes; Eurotiales; Aspergillaceae
Product: protein kinase family protein
Exons: 1
Coding region: 1-1212 (403 amino acids)
Biological process (GO): protein phosphorylation
Cellular component (GO): cytoplasm
Molecular function (GO): ATP binding; protein serine/threonine kinase activity
Source: RefSeq, a predicted model, not a curated record